AUGAAAAAAAGCAUCUUUAAGUUCACACAAAAUACAUUUUUGAAAGUAAAUAAUUUUUCCAUUAGUAAAAGAAGCUAUGUAUUUCAUUUUUUUGAAAAUAGAAGUAUAAUAACUAGUAAUAUUUCUGAUAAUAAAGAAAUUAAAAUUAAAGAUAUAGGAGAUUUAAAAAUAAAAAGUUUAAAAAAAAAUAAAAGCAUAAAAGAUGAUAAGGAUGAUGAUAUAUAUAUACUAAAUGGAAAAAUAUUAUAUGCACAAAAAAAUAAGAAGGCAAAAAAUGAAUCAAAAUUAAACGAUUCUUUUAAAAAAGUAAAAUAUUUAGAAAACUCAGACAAUUCAUCUUAUAUCAAAUUAAGUUAUAAUUUAAAAAAAAAUAAUUUAGAAACUUUUAAAAAUGAAUAUAAUGAAUAUAAAAGAAGUGAAAUAAGUAAUUCUUUUAAAAAGGAUAUAAAAAAAGAAAAUGUAGAAAAGUAUGAUGAUAAUAGUAACAUUAAUAGUAAUAAUAUAAAUGAUAAAAAUUAUAAUCAGAAAAGUGAACCAAGUAAUUUUUAUAAAAAAAAUGAGAUUAAUGAAAAAUUAGAUGAUUGUGAAUUUAAAAAUAAUGAUGAUAAAAUAAAAAAUAUAUAUAUGAACAGCUUUAGUGACGAAAUAAAAAUUAAUAAUGAAAAAAAAAAUGAAAGUGAACGAAUUAUAGCAAAAGAGGAGAAAGAAAAAAAUACACAGACAAAAAACAUUGUUAAUAAUGAUACAAAUAAAACAGAAAAUAUUUUAAAUAACAAAAACAAUUCAGAAAUAAAAUUUCCGAGAAAUAAUAAAAAUAUUGACAACGUUAAACAUGAUGUAUAUGAAAUUUUAAAUGAAAUUAGUUCAGAUAAUGAUAAAAAAGAAAUAGAAAAGUUUUUAAAUUAUUUUUUAUUAUAUAAAAAUAACAAUUCUACAAACAUUUUAGGUAAUUUUAUCAGUUUUUAUUUUUGUAAUAUAUUGAGUGAUGAUCUAAAGGACUUAAAAUAUUAUUAUUUUGAUGGAGUAAAAUUAAGUGUCAAUUCAUUUUUUAACACCAUAAGAGAAUUAAAUGAAAAUCAACUAUCUAAAAUGACAAAUAUUUAUUUAAAAGAAUAUUUUUUAAAAAUAUUCAAAAUUUUAAAAUCUCAGAAUUUGAAUUUACAUUUUGAUAAUUUAGAAAUAAAUGACAUGAAAUUGCUAUGUAUAUAUAAUAUACUUGGAUUAAUUAGAAAUGAAGGAAAAAGAUCAAAAAAAGAAAAUAUAAAAAAAUUUUUAUAUCAAUAUAUAUGUGUAGAAAAUAAAGAUCUUGCUCUUCUAAAAAGCAAUAGCAAAAUGAAGUUCUUAACUAAUAUUAUAAAAAAUGGUGUUACUACGCGUAUGCACAUAUUAAUAAACUUAUCAUAUGAUCUAUCUACAUAUAAUACUAUUUCAUCUAAUUAUAUUACAAAAACAAAAUUUAAAAAUAUAAAUUUAGAAUUUAUAUUUGAAAAUCAACUAGAGAAUCCUCUUUUUUCUUUGCAAUCACAUGAUACAAUAAAUUUAAAAUCAUCAGGAUGGUAUUUAGUUGAUGUUAAUCAAAUAUUAAAUGGUAAUUUACCAUAUGAAUGA
Messenger RNA from Plasmodium relictum, 1608 nucleotides. RefSeq names its product conserved Plasmodium protein, unknown function. Bases 1 to 1608 code for a protein of 535 amino acids. Lineage: Eukaryota; Apicomplexa; Aconoidasida; Haemosporida; Plasmodiidae. The record is from RefSeq and is a predicted model, not a curated record. The transcript has a single exon.